Molecule: messenger RNA, 8000 nt
Organism: Gallus gallus (chicken)
Lineage: Eukaryota; Metazoa; Chordata; Aves; Galliformes; Phasianidae
Gene: BEST3
Product: bestrophin 3
Exons: 11
Coding region: 3878-5887 (669 amino acids)
Molecular function (GO): chloride channel activity
Source: RefSeq, a predicted model, not a curated record
AUACGAACCAAGGGCAGCGGAUCGGCUGCGAGGCAGAGGCACGGCAGGCCCGGCCCGAGCCCCCUCGCUGAGCGGCUCUAACAACAACAAUAAAAUUACUACAGCAGCGCAGCAGCGGGCUUUGCCCUGCGCGUCACAGAGGAACGCAAACACCGACCAGAUGGCAGCCGCCAAUGCACGCUCCUAGACCGAACAACCCCACAUCUGCCUGGAAAGAAGAGCCGGCGAUCGCACGGCCGGCCGGAACGCCGCCCCGACCGCCCGAGGGCAGCGCUGCGCCUCACAGCAGCGCCCACAGAAAUCUCCCCAUCUAGAAGGAAAACCGAAAGGAAAGCAAUGGAGAAGAAGAGGAGAAGAAAGCACAAAGAAAUGAAAUAAUUUGUAUAUGAUAGAUUUUUACCGUCUGCUUCUCUGCUCUUGUUAAAUACCCACUGAUGGUAUCAGCAGAAACCUGUCUAAUUACACAGUGCAAAAGUGUUUUUGUCCCUGCACCAAAACACGUCAAGAGAACAUGAAAGUAGAAUAUAUCAUCAGUAGUGACUGUUAGUGGAGCUGCGCAUUUAGAGGAGCUUCUGACAAUUGUUACUGCAGAUGAGACCUCUCAAUUUUUUGUCUUCUAUGUACGCUUUUAAGGCCAAAGGACGUCUUUUGCUCAUAUUUGGGAAUGAUGCAAAUGAUGCCCAUCAAGAAAGAUCUCAAAAAGCACAAGAAGUGAUAAAAUCAGACCAUUCAUUGCAAAUGGGAAAUACUGUUUCGCACUCUUCACAAAUCCAACAGUUUUUUUAUAAUCUUUUAGAAACAAGCUGUAUUCAAAGAGAACUUCUUCAUGCUACCUGGCAUAUGACACCUGUUAAAAAUAGAAAAGGUGUGAGUAUCUGAAAUAAAGUAUUACACACUAAUCAUGUCCUGAAGAUAUCUUCAUUUGGAUUAAUGAUCCGUAAUAAGACUCCAUAUCAGUUUUAAAAGGUAUGCACGAUUUGCAAAAAUCAUUCCUUAACUACAAAGGUGAAACAAUUAGUGUUUUCAAGUGUAAAGAUCACUGGAACUCUAGCAGUAAUUUGCAGGUCCUUACUCAUUAUGAUGAGAUGUUAAGAGCUUGCUAUAAAACUUCUUCAUUUGUUACAGUGCACUCAGUUGCAUUUAGAGAUCUUGUAUAUGAUGAUGAACACCCACGCAUCCUAUGGCAGAAGCAGCUACACAGCAGAGCGGGGACAAUAAAAAUACAAAUCCUUACAGAAGACUUUUCCUUUCUUUUCUUCCUCCAAAUAUACAUAUUUAUUUAUUCCCCCUGUUAUGUUGUAUGCAUCAGCAGCCUGCUAGCCAGUUAGUUAGUUUUCAGCCUACCUAUCUGAGCACACAAUAACGAUAAACAGAAGAGCUGAACUGAAGUGUAAGUCCCCACUCAUUCGUGCUAUCAUAGAUGCUGGCAGUGGCAAGAGUAGGCAGUGAGUUCAUUAACCAGGGGUUCUGCCGGGGUAGCCCUAUGCAGCACUCUUCCCUUCUCACCUUCAACUACAUUCAGGCUGAUUGAAGCAACCCCUCCAGGUCCUAGGCAACCUGGGCCAGGAACAUCCUCAUCGGGUUGGGAUCUGCCCCACCAGAUCAGGGUGUGCAAAGAACUGCUCAGCAGCCUGCUAACAGGGCUCUGUGCUAAGAAAACCUGUUUCUCUUGGGGAGUAGGGACUGGAGAGGUGAGAACAUGGCCUGUCUUCGAUGAAAACCCACUGAGAACCCAGGGGCACCUUAGUGACAAAGAGAAUUUCCUACAAAAACAGUUGCAGAGGAUAUACACAGUUAAUUUCUGCCUCUGAAAACAAAGGUGCCCUAAAUUUUAUGUCUUCCGAAAAACAGCUCCGAAAAGUGAAAAGCUGUCUGGAGAAAACACAGCAUCUGUGGCCUGACAUGGUGGUGCUGGCAUUUACUGUACAGAGGGAAUCAUAUGUAAUCAUAGAAUCAUUAAGGCUGGAAAGACCAUUAAGGUCAUCUAGUCCAACCACCAACCCAUGCAUGCAACCUCUCUAGACCAUAUCCCUCAGUGCCACAUCUGCCCUUUUCCUGAACACCUCCAGGGACAGUGACUCCACCACCUGGGAGUCACCACAUUGGGCAGCCUGUGCCAAUGCCUCACCACUCUUUCUGCAAAGAAAUUUUUCCUCAUAUCCAACCUGAACCUCCCCUGGUGUAACUUGAGGCCAUUACACCUUGUCUUAUUGCUAUUUACCCGGGAAAAGAGGCAGACUCCCACCUUGCUAUACAACCUCCCGAGCCUCCUCUUCUGCAGACUGAACAAUCCCAGUUCCCUCAGCUGCUCCCGUAAGACCUGUGCUCCGGACUCCUCACCAGCUUCACUGAUCUUCUCUGGACACCCUCCAGGGCCUCGAUGUCUUUGCUGUAGUGAGAGGCCUAAAACUGAACACAGUACUUGAGGUGUGGCCUCACCAGUGCCAAAUGAGGGGGGCAGAGGCUACCAAAAUUUUAUGCCCAGUAAAAAAAAAAAAAACAACCACCAUGUUUUAAGUCCAAGUAAUUAUCUUAAUAGCAACCUUAGAAGAUCCCCGUCGUUAGGAGCUUUCUGGCAGAGGGCGGUUGCUGUAAUAGGAUCGGGCAGCAUGUUUCCUUAUGCCAAGUCACCAAAUGCUAAAAUGAUUUGUCAUCUUUCACUGCAGGCCACUGCCUGAAGCACACAUGCCCCAGUCUCAUGUCUCACCCGCUCUGACAUCAAAGUGCCUUCCUCCUGCAACUGCCAAUGAGAAGAAAGGCAAACAAUGACAGCGGCUCAUUUGCAUUCAGAGAGAGUUUUAAUUAAAUAAGUGCUCUUGGGUAGUUUUGUGCCUUCUAAUGGGGCUGAGGCGGGGGGAAGGAUCUUUCAUCAUAAAAUGUAUUAAGUCUAUAAAUCUUGCUUAUUCUGUCCCCCUGUGACUUUUUUUUAUUUAUUUCAUAGUCACAUUAUUCCUUUCUCCAUAGAGAUUUAUGUCAACAUUUUAUGACAUCUCUUGGGCUUUCAAGUCUGUCACUUUUUACAGCUGCCUCUUAAUGCCACGAGUCAUUAAAGAGGGAGUUCAUCUCAUUCUGCAAAGGGGAAGGGGGGAAGAAGUCCCCUCCAGCCACACAAAGGCUGUUGUGAACAGGUUCACUGAGCCCGAUAGGACUUCAUAUGACAGCAACUACGCCUGUUCUGAGGAAUGGGUGAUUUCUGCAGCGUGCCCUGCAGUUCUGAUUUCCCAAUUCCGGGCAGCAGAUCAGCAAGAGAACAGCAAUGUGCCCCAAGGGGUGAUCCAGGAGCAGCCAUGGCACAUCCCCCGGUUUGUCCCAAAUUUGCCCAAGUUGUCCAGUUUUCCUGUUUAGGUGCAGUCCCUGCCAUUCCCUAACGUGUCUCCUCAGGGCUAGGUACAACGAGGCAAAUCUUUAAAGGUCACGGUGAAAAAUGCUCCUUGUCUGUCCCACUUUGGGACAGGAAGUAAAAGGAAGAGAACGGGAGGUGCCAGCCAAGCCAUGGCAAGACUCUGCAUCCAAAUGAAAGGGGUCCUUCCGACGGCAACCGGCGUUAUAAUUAUAGACUAGAAAAGAGCAAGAUCAGCAGCUGCCGCUGCCGCUGCUGCUUGCGUUUGUUCCCCGUGUAACUGACAGGACAGAGGACUUGGCAAAAACAGCCUUCCAGAAGUGGAAAGUCAUUUUAACCCCUGUGCUUGUCAGUCCUCUCUUCCCGGGACUGGGUGGAAGCAAUCUCCUGCUCCAGGUUACGGGAAGAGCACGGGACGACAGCAGCCCAAGGGGAUCUCCGUGUGGGACAUCGGAACAGGAGGAAGGGUCAGGAAGGAGGAUUUGCCUUCGUGCCUGGAUUGCCAGAUCCACACAGCAGGCUCAGCCUGCCAAGACGAUGACAGUCACUUAUUCCAGCAAAGUAGCAAAUGCCACUUUCUUUGGAUUUCACAGAUUACUCCUAAAGUGGAAAGGCAGCAUCUACAAAUUGCUGUACAGAGAAUUUAUUGUUUUUGCUACCCUUUACACAGCGAUAAGUGUAUUAUACAGGUUUUUUCUUACAGGAAGCCAAAAACGGUUCUUUGAAAAAUUAUCAAUUUACUGUGACAAAUACGCUGAACAAAUCCCAGUAACUUUUGUGCUUGGUUUCUAUGUCACGUUGGUGGUCAAUCGCUGGUGGAACCAGUUUGUGAAUUUGCCGUGGCCAGACCGACUGAUGUUCUUGAUCUCUAGCUGUGUCCAGGGAAGAGAUGAAUAUGGCCGCUUGAUCAGGAGGACUCUAAUGCGUUACGUCAAUUUAACUUCUCUGCUGAUCUUUCGCUCCGUGAGCACGGCCGUGUACAAAAGGUUUCCCACGAUGGACCACGUGGUGGGUGCAGGUUUUAUGACAAGACAUGAAAGAAAAAUAUUUGAUGACCUUAAGUCUCCCCAUCUGAAAUAUUGGGUUCCCUUUGUCUGGUUUGGCAAUUUGGCAUCGAAGGCACGAAAUGAGGGUAGAAUUCGAGACAGUGUGGAUCUGCAGACACUAAUGAAUGAAAUGAAUAAGUUCAGAUCUUGGUGUAGCCUUUUGUUUGGCUAUGACUGGGUUGGAAUUCCUCUGGUCUAUACACAGGUUGUUACUCUUGCAGUAUAUACCUUUUUCUUUGCCUGCCUGAUAGGCCGCCAGUUUUUGGAUACUGACCAAGGGUAUCAGGGACAUGACUUAGAUCUUUAUGUUCCAAUCUUCACGCUGUUACAGUUCUUCUUCUAUGCAGGAUGGCUCAAGGUCGCGGAACAACUCAUUAACCCAUUUGGAGAAGAUGAUGAUGAUUUUGAAACUAAUUGGUGCAUCGAUAGAAAUUUACAGGUCUCACUACUGGCGGUGGAUGAGAUGCACAUGAACUUACCAAGAAUGGAGAGAGAUAUUUACUGGAACGAUUCUUCUGCACGGCCACCCUACACAAAAGCAGCUGCCGAUUACUGCAUUCCUUCAUUCCUUGGCUCAACGAUUGAAAUGGGGCUGGCUGAUACUGAAUUCCUCUAUGGGGAAGAGUGGCCCUGGGAAGAGGAGAAGCAUCAUAGACAACAUUCAGUGCUGAGAAGAGUUAAGAGAUUUCUCAGCGUUCAUGAGGGCCCCUCAUCCCCCACUCACCGGCGCUACAACCGGCAGACGAGUGAGAACUCGGUGUUCUUCCCCGCAGAUGAAAAGGGACACAUCAGGCGGCUGCAGGAAAUGCAUACUAGGGGGAGACAUUCUACCUCCAGCUUCAAGAAGAAACACGAAGGAGCUGACCGAGGUAGCAGAUUUCACAGUAGCAGGGAUCUAGGACCUAUAAGUGAAACCUCCAGGAAUGAGGCACUGCUCAAUGACAGUGAUACCUCAUCUGAGACGAACAAGCCAGUUCCUGAGGUCAUCAUCUCUAAAGCUGAGGAAAAAGCACCUGAUGUGCUGAGCAAGCCAGCUCUGCAGGCAGAGAGUGCCGAAGUCACGCCAGAAGAGAAGCUCCAAAGGAGCCUAACCGAGGCAGACAUGUCUCUUAUGGACCUUUCCUUAUUCCCUCCAGAAGUGACUGCACACAUCCCAGAUACUGAGAUGCAUCAGUCACUGCCUAGCAUGAUAAGGGAGCCCAAACAGGAAGCCCACAGUAGUAACAUAGCUGGUCUCAUAACAGAUCAUGAGAGAAACCUUCAGCGAUGGAGCUUACCAAGCUUCCAUAGUCCCAGUAUGGUGCCCGGUGCUGACUCUGCACCUCCUGUAACAGAUGCUGCAACAUCUUCACAACCAAGGACUAUGGUAAGUGAUGGAAAAAGCAUUACUUCUGCUGCUGCUCCAGAGACAUUUGAAAUGCACCACCUAUUGGAUAACCUGGAUACCAAAGAAACAGCCAUAGUAGAAUUUUCUAAUGAAAAAAGUAAAAGAAAUCCUUAACAGUUCUUCUGAUUCUGGUUGAGCUUCCUGUCUUUUCUUGAAAGUGGUUCUCACAGAUGUUUGUUGGAAGGUCCAGAAAGGCAGACAUGAUGCUCAGACAAGUCCUGAGCAAGAUUCAACAGAGAAUUCAGGCACCUAAACAUGAGGCACUGCAAUAUUUCAAGCCACUUGGUCACUGGUUUCAUAUUUGUGACCCUGUGAGGAAAACCCUUAUGGAGAGGACUGAAAGCCUCAAAAAUGGAUACAAACCAGCCAGCGCACAUGGCAGUGAGAUGUGCGGGCUUGCCUACAGGAAACACUAAGGUGAAGAAGAGCAGAGGUGUCUUUUUCCACUUUACAUGCAGCUUGAAUAUUGCCAUGUAAUCUAAUGCCUUCAGAUUUAAAUGUAUAACAUCCUUGUAAGACAACCAACACUUCUGGUUUCUAGUCAAGGAGCUGGAAGAGGAGUUUUGGGCUCAAAUCCCUCCUCAGCACGCUAAAUUCUAAUACUUAGAGGAAUGCUUGUAUAAAUCAGGCACCUUACUGUGGCUUGUGGGGGCAAGAGCCUGCUAUGCUCCUACUGAAGUAUGCCACUAGAGACUGGAAAAUAAAAAUGAAAUACUUCAUAUUAUAACUCCAUUAAGAAAAAUGGAAGAGGCAAAACUUCUGAUCAGCCAGGCAUGGGAGGUAUGAGUCUUUGUCUGUACUCCUAAGAGCACAUAUAUAGCUUAUCCAGGGCCCUCUCUCAAGAAGGAGAGCAUCAGAGGUAACUGACCUGAGGUCUCCACUCAUGGGGAGCUGCAGCUGGCAGCACAGGCAUAGGAAGGAUUUUAAGCAGUUGUGGAGAAAAUCUGGUCUACCAUCUAGCUCUGUCAGAACAGACCAGGAGCUGAGGAACUGUUCUUCCCUCUGGAAGGAGAUUUAAGCCAGAAACUGGAAAUAACUCUGCUUUUAAUAUAAAAAUCCCACAGAUACACACUUAGAGUCCAGUCCCACCACGCCUCCUCAGUAUCUUCCUUCACACAACUUUCACCAGGGAGUGGGAGCAGCCUGGCCAGCAGGUCAAGGGAGGUGAUCUUGCCUGUCUGCUCUGCACUGGUGAGACCUCAUCUGGGGUACUGUGUCCAGAUGUGGAGUUCUCAGUACAGGAGAGAUGCAGACCUGUUCGAGCGUGUCCAGAGGAGGGCCACAAAAAUGAUCCAAGGGAUGGAACACCUUUCCUACAAGGACAGGCUGUGAGAGCUGGAGCUGUUCAGUCUGGAGAAGAGAAGGUUCCGGAAGACCUGAGAGCGGCCUUACAGUAUCUAAAGGGAGGUAUAAGAAGAAAGAGGACAGAUUCUUCAGCAGGGUCUGUUGUGAGGGGAAGUGGUUUCAAACUAACAGACAUUUAAGGGUCCCUUUCAACUCAAACAAUUUUAUGAUUCUACGUUCAUCCCCAAAGCUCAGACACCAGCUGAUCUGUCUCAGCAUAGCUCAGCCUGCAGAAGCCUUCCCAGAUUCUCACUGUCCAGCUCUGUUCAUCUUCCAUCAUUUUCUUCUCAGCAUGGCCACUGCUGAGAGCACAAACUGAUGCUAUCCACCAGACUUCUGUGUAUCUCGUGAGCAAUGACUUUGCUGCCACUUCCACUCACUCUGCCUGCACUCCUGCCCCAGUGAGAGUGCUCCUUCAGUGGUGGGCAAGGGGGGCCAUACAGUAGCCACUGGGUAGUUAAGCUUCAGUUAGGUCCCACAGAGGUAUCUAUUACAUACUGAAAGAUGUUAGGUUAGGGUUGACAAUUCUGAAGUUCCACGGUCCAUUCUGCAGUAAACAAACAGUAUUUCACACGUAGCAGGCCAGCUCCAAGUUAGUUAUAAUAUUCCAUUCAUUAGCUCACAAAGAAACUAGUGCUGGGAUGAAUUAUCAGAAAAACUUCCUCGCAUUUAGUCUAUCUCACUGUUGCAAACGUCUUCAGACUCUGACUUAUAUUAAAUUUUCUUUUGGGAUGAUGUGCUCCCUUCAGCACUUCUUCUGGUAAGCUAUUUGCCUUAGCAUAGUAAACGGACAAUUUCAGCAACCCCAACAAUUCACAAUUCAUGUUCACUGGCAUAGAGAAUGUAGAAUUAUUGCAUGAAUAAAGGCAUUUUGAGAAACACA